Molecule: messenger RNA, 2127 nt
Organism: Colias croceus (clouded yellow)
Lineage: Eukaryota; Metazoa; Arthropoda; Insecta; Lepidoptera; Pieridae
Product: UDP-glycosyltransferase UGT5-like
Exons: 5
Coding region: 120-1688 (522 amino acids)
Molecular function (GO): UDP-glycosyltransferase activity
Source: RefSeq, a predicted model, not a curated record
CUAAGAUGUGAUGAGGGUGAUUUAAGAUCACGUUGUGUUGUGCUUUCUGCAAUAUUCGUUGUUUCAUUAUAUGUAAUUUUAUACUGUAGAAAGUUUUUUAUGAAAAAUUGUUCUUUAAGAUGGCUUAUCAACGCGUUGUGCUGCUAUUAUUUCUAACAACAUAUUGCGAUUCAGCGAAUAUCCUGUAUGCGAUCCCGUUUACAUCCAAGUCCCACUACAUAAUGUUAAGACCUAUUGGCUUAGAAUUAGCACGUAGAGGCCACAAUGUUACAGUUAUUACGGCCAAUAGGGAGACCAAUCCGCCACCCAAUUAUCGCGAAAUUAUGGUUGACGAUAAAGAAAUUUGGGACGUUAUGGGUGGUGAAAGGCCUAACAUCUUCACAAUGGUCAAUCUAUCCGCUGAAGAGUUCCAUGAAAAGAUAUUCUGGUAUGCCGGUACCGCAUUUACAGAACUUACUCUCAAUUCGACUGCUGUGAAAGCAUUUUUAAAUGAGGAAAACACAUUCGAUUUGGUUAUCUGCGAGCAAUUCUUUCAAGAGGCUCUGUAUGCACUUGCCCACAAAUAUAGAGCACCUCUCGCCUUGGUCACAACGUACGGGAAUUGCAUGAGACACAAUUUCGUCACAGGGAAUCCUUUACAAGUAGCCACAGCGAUUUCUGAGUUCCUAGACUUAGAUGACCCUACAAGUUUCUGGGGAAGAUUCAGGAACUCGUACUUUACUUUAUACGAGUAUGUUUGGUGGAAAUAUUGGUAUUUGGGAAAACAAGAGGCGUUGGUUAAGAAGUAUAUCCCAGGGUUGCCACAACCUACACCCAGUUUGUUCGAUAUACAGAGAAAUAAUUCAUUGAUGCUGAUUAACAGUCACUUCAGUUAUGAUACUCCGGUAGCUUAUUUGCCUAAUAUUGUGGAGAUUGGAGGUAUACAUUUAACGAAAACAGAAAACAGCCUUCCCAAGGACCUUCAGCGUCUCCUAGAUGACUCAAAACAAGGCGUAAUAUAUAUUAACUUUGGUUCAAAUGUUCGAAGUGCAGAACUACCGAUUGAGAAGAGAGAUGCCUUUCUCAAAGUUUUCGGAAAACUAAAUCAAACAAUUCUAUGGAAGUGGGAAGAUAAAACAUUACAUGGACAACUGAGAAACCUAGUAACGAAACCGUGGCUACCUCAAAGGGAAAUUUUAGCUCAUCCGAACAUAAAGGUGUUUAUCUCACACGGAGGACUUAUCGGAACACAAGAAGCUAUAUACAAUGGGGUUCCCAUCAUAGGCAUACCUAUAUACGCGGACCAGUUCAACAAUCUUCUUCUUGUUCAGCAAAUUGGAUUUGGAAGAGUACUACGGUAUCAAGAUAUAAAUGAAAACGCAUUGGAAUCUGUUCUGAACGAUGUACUGACUAAUAAAAGUUAUGCAAGCAAAGCCAAAGAGAUGUCCAAACGAUUUAACGAUAGACCAAUGAAUCCUCUCGAUACUGCUGUGUAUUGGUUAGAAUAUGUGAUACGUAAUAAAGGUGCCGAAUUUAUUAAGAAUCCCGCAAGAAAUAUGAGUUGGUAUGAGUAUACUUUAUUCGAUGUUUACAUUUCUGUUGCAAUAGUUGUAUUAGUAAGUGUAAUGAUUACAAAUAUGUUAAUUCGUAAGUUGGCAAAUUUGCCAGAAUUUUCUAUCUCAAUAAGAAAACACAAAAAGGUCCAGUGAUUAUUGUUUAGCCAUUUUAAGUUAAAUAAAAUAUGUUCUUGUUUCUUAUCUAAAUUAUGAUAAUGCCUCUUUGUUUAUGGUUACAGUAUUAUGUAAGAAUUUCACAUAAAAUCUGUAGGGUAGAUAAUAAUAUACGUGAUAUGAUAAAGAUAGGCCUCCAUUUUUAUAGACGAUAAUUUCUGCCUACAUGAUAUUUAUAUGAUAAGUCAUAUUUUUCCUGUGGUUCUGUUCCACGCAUGUUCUUAAUAAAUUAUUUAUGGAACUUUAAUAAAAAAAAAUUAUUGUUGUGCAUGUACGUCUUCUGCCAUUAUUCACUAGUUUAAAUUGUUAUCUAUACUGAUAUUAUAAAACUGAAGAGUUUGUUUGAACGCGCUUAUCUCAGGAACUACUGACACGAUUUGAAAAUUCUUUCGGUGUUAGAUAACUCAUUUAUCGAGGA